Molecule: messenger RNA, 6432 nt
Organism: Paramisgurnus dabryanus
Lineage: Eukaryota; Metazoa; Chordata; Actinopteri; Cypriniformes; Cobitidae
Gene: calcr
Product: calcitonin receptor
Biological process (GO): cell surface receptor signaling pathway; adenylate cyclase-activating G protein-coupled receptor signaling pathway; positive regulation of cytosolic calcium ion concentration
Cellular component (GO): axon; plasma membrane
Molecular function (GO): calcitonin receptor activity
Source: RefSeq, a predicted model, not a curated record
UUGCGCGAGAUGAGGAGCAGUUAUAUGCACUUGGAUUACGGGCUGCAGAAGUGAAACAACGUCUUCGCUUAUUAAAAAUCGUCUGCUGCCAUAAAACACUGACGUAUUUGCUCACACGUUUUUUUAACGCAUGGAUAUGUUUCUCAGAAAACAUUAAAACACGAGAUGCAGGCAAAUCACUUAUAAAAUGGGAUUCAGUUUGAGAAAGCCGGUGUGAGAAAGUGAGGCGCGCACAGGACUUACAUUCUCCUCCAUAUAACGAUAAAGUCUGGAUAAGAGAGCAUGGAUUGGCAAGGGAUCCUAUGGCUUUUGAUAUCAUUUCUAUCGAGUAUAACACUGACCAGAACAACGGAGCUGAAAGCAGAGCCUACCGCAGGCUUCUCUCCUGUCAUGAUGGCAGUGGAGGGAGACAGACAGAUCAUGACUGAGUCUCAGUAUAAAUGUCUGGAGCUUCUAAACCAAGAUGGACCCCGUAAUAAAACAGGUUUGUUCUGCAACAGAUUUUGGGAUGGCUUGCUCUGUUGGGAUGAAACCUCAGCUGGAAACUACGUCUCUCAGAACUGCCCAGACUACCCCAGCUUUGACCCCAUGGAAAAAGUAACCAAAUUCUGUGAUGAAUCUGGCAACUGGAUACACAGUUCUUCUGUCAAUAAAACCUGGUCCCAUUGUCUAACAUUUUCAAAGGAUAAAAUAAAGACGCUGCCAGUUCAUGGCUUUUUAGAGACGGAGAUGGAUCCCACAGCCGAGAGUCGGGUCAGCCCCGUAGUGACUCAGAAAGCAGAGGAAAGGAAGAAGAUCAUCGAUGGUCAAUAUAAGUGCUUUGAGAAAAUGAACAGAGACCUACCAUAUAACAAAUCAGGUCUGUACUGCAACAGGACUUGGGAUGGCUGGUUAUGCUGGGAUGACACUCCAGCAGGGACAUUCAUGUCACAGAACUGUCCCAACUAUUUUGUUGACUUUGACUCCACCGAAAAGGUCACAAAGUAUUGCGAUGAGACGGGAAACUGGUUCAGGCACCCCGAGACAAACAGGACCUGGUCUAACUACACCCUGUGCAUUGCACACACUAAGGACAAGCUGAAGAUGGCGUAUAUUCUGUAUUACAUGGCGAUUGUGGGUCAUGCUCUGUCUAUAGUAUCCCUCCUCAUCUCUCUGGCCAUAUUCUUCUAUUUCAGGAGUCUGAGCUGUCAAAGAAUCACACUUCACAAGAACUUGUUCUUCUCCUACGUCCUCAACUCGGCCUUUACCAUCGUCAACCUCAUAACUGUGGUCAACAACCCCAAAGUUGUGCAGAGGAAUCCGAUUGGCUGCAAGGUGCUGCAUUUCUUCCACAUGUACAUGCUGGGCUGUAACUAUUUCUGGAUGCUGUGUGAGGGGAUUUACCUGCAUACUCUUAUCGUGGUGGCCGUCUUUGCAGAGGAGCAGCACCUGCAUUGGUAUUAUCUUCUGGGAUGGGGUUUCCCCCUUGUGCCUGCAUCCAUCCAUGCUGUAGCUAGGAAAAAAUAUUUUGAUGACAAUUGCUGGAUGAGCGUGGACACCCAUCUGCUCUAUGUGGUUCACGGCCCCAUAAUGGCAGCUUUAUUGGUCAAUCUGUUCUUUCUAUUAAACAUAGUACGAGUCUUGGUGACGAAACUGAGAGAUACUCACCGAGCAGAGUCCAACAUGUACAUGAAGGCAGUGAGGGCCACCCUCAUCCUCGUGCCUUUAUUGGGCAUUCAGUUCGUCAUCUUCCCAUGGCGGCCAGAGAACCGGCUGGCAGGAGAGGUUUAUGACUACAUCAUGCAUAUUUUAAUGCAUUACCAGGGACUGCUGGUGGCAACCAUAUUCUGCUUUUUCAAUGGAGAGGUCCAGUCAGCUCUGAAGAGACAGUGGAUACAAUACAAAGUGCAGUGGGGCCAGCGGAGACGCGAGCACUGCUCCAUGCGCUCCACAUCCUACACCGCCACCUCCAUCACCGAGGUGCCCGCCUUCAUGUACCAUCACGACUGCAACAGCGAACACUUAAACGGUAAGCACACAGAAGACUCAGAGCUGGUGGCUCUCAAGACAGGUGAGACGUACGCCUGAGACAUAUAUGAGAAGGAAGAGUUUCAAUCAAACCAGAGACUGGAGGCUCCAUUAUCGUGAAGCGACUUCAAGUGUUCACAAUUUCCCCCAUCUCUGACAACAACAGGACGUCCAGAUUCUGAGUGUUGACACCAGCAAUUCUGCUGAGAGAUUACUCACUGCUUCUUUUAUAUUCCUAACAGCUCGGCUUCUACGAGUUGAAACGAAAAGAAAAGGAAAAAUAUACUGACAUAGGAUACGUUUCUUAAAAUAUGUCAAAUUCAAGCUGCUAGUUUCAGGGGCUCCUCACAUCCUCUCUGGGCUCGUGGUCCUAAACGUCGAAAGUAACUUUGCAGAAACCAAAGGAUGUGUUGAUUUGUGGAACGUUGACUGUUUUUAUAAGCUUCGGGGAAACUGUACUCAAGAGGAUGGGCUAUGAUGUCUGUCGGCGAACAAAGGAAAGUGCCUGAAUACUGAUCCUUCAAGUGUCAAAGGUGGUUACAAAGAUCUGUCGGACGGUCAUUUUGCAGCUAAAUAUAGCUUUCUAUCUGUCCUGCGAGGCUCCUGACUGCUUUACUGUUUUCGCAGCUGUACUUUCGCCUCGUCUUUAUUUCUAAAAGGGGGCGUAGAAAAAAAAGACAAACAACCUGAAUAAUUUUAGCAGUGCUUAAAAGUGGAAUCAUACUGCAACUCUGCGUGAUUAGAUACAGUAAGAUGUAUUCCCAUAACUAAGCAUAGGAGUAAAAAAUGUGUUGAAUAACCUCCAGUGUUUCAGAGUGCAGAUUUGAAGUCUGAUUUUUGUCUGAAGGCGUAUUGUCAGCGUUUUCUGUAGUGCUACUCUCUCGAAGUACAUUGUUAAUGGGGAACUAAAAUGAGCGAGAAAUCAAUAACCCACACUCUUAAAAAUAGGGGGGCUUGAAUGGUUCUUCAUAUUGAUGCCAUAGAAGAAUCAUUUUUGCUUCCUUGGAAACAUGGCGGUGUAAAAUGACAACUUCCAUAAGGGGACUCACAGUGUAUGUAGAUAAAAAUGGCUCAUUCUAAGGUCAUAAAGAAAAAUAUGGUUAAUUUGUAAGGUCUUUGUACACCACUGAUAAUAUAUUAUAAUGUAUUUUUGCAUAACAUAUGAGCUUGUGCUGUGUGUAAUUAUUAUAUAUAUAUAUAAUAAGAGUUUGGUUCCAAAACGCAAUAUAUGCCAUUUUUGAAAAAAGUGAGUUACUGCCAAUAUCAGUAUUAUAUCAGGUCAGUAUUUCAAAUUAAAUUGUUAAUUUUACGCAAGAUCUAAUAUCCCCCGUGUUAUUCUGUCAUCUUUUCUCCAUUUUUUCCCAAAGCGCAAUAAACGCCACUAUUACAGCGCACCAUUCCAUGCAAUGUAAACAAACAAUGGUUGCGCGUUGAGUACACAGAGUCCUAGUUUUCCUCAUCUACUUUGUACUCCUUGAUCAACAAACAAACAAAAACAAAAUAAUACUUUAAUAGCAUUGAUAAACCUGUGGUGGUUUUCUGUGACGGAAAAGAAACGUAAGCCAUCAACAUCUAAUAAUUUACGCUCAGGGAACGGUCGCUUGUUCUCCCAACAGCAUCUAGCUUCUCUCGUUCUAACACAUUGACCCCAGGGGAUCUUAUGAAAAACUUUCCAUAAUUUUACUCAAAGUCAGCAGGAAUCGAGCAGGACCAAAACAUUUUACAGCUGAUCACUGUGAAAAAUGUUAAGCGACGACGUCAAGUAUAAUCGCAGCAAUGACAGUGUUCCUAUUAUGACAAAGUAAGUGUUUUGAUUAUUGCCAUUAAUGUUUUUUAUCAGUGUGUACAACUGUUCAACUAAAUGAAUAAAAAAUGUCAAAAAUGAAUGCACAUUUAUAUAUUGAUUCAAUAGAUUAAUAGAAUUAAAAAAAAAAAAACUUCUAAAACUAAAAUAAUUCGUUUUUAUAAUAAUUCUUUGAAAAUCAAGUUAUGGAUUUGAAUUUUUUUAUGUUUUUAUAACCUAAAGAUGCUAUGUGAAAGUUUGUAACAGAAAAUAGUGGUUUUCAUCUUGUCACUUUCUUGGUAUAGAAAACAAGUUUUUACCGAAAUUUGUCAAAAUGGAUUUAUUGCGUUUUGGAACCAAACUCUUUAUAUAUAUAUAUAUAUAUAUUACACACAGCACAAGCUCAUUUUAUGCAAAAAAAAUACUUUUAUUUUGUAUGAGAUUAAUCUAGAUUAAUCUAAAUCCACCACUACAAGAUAUCCUUAUAAAAGUUACAAAAUACACCUUUAAUAAUCUGAAGAACCUUUUGUGAAACACAAAGAACCCAUUUAGCAAAAAAUGUUUCUUCUAUGGCAUCAUGAGGCACCAUUUUUUAAAGGGGUCAUAUUAUGAGACUUUUUAUAGAUGUAAAAUAAAUCUUUGGUGUCCCCAGACUACACAUGUGAAGUUUUAGUUCAAAAUACCCCACAGAUAAUAUAUUAUAGCAUGUUAAAAUUGCCACUUUGUAGGUGCGAGCAAAAAUGUGCCAUUUUGGGUGUGUCCUUUAAAAUGCAAAUUAGCUAAUUAAAUGCAAGCACUGAUCAACCUGAUGGUGGUUUGUUGAAAUUGAAACUCAAUUGUGCUGUCAAUUAUUCUCUCUCUCUUUCUCUCUCUCUGCAAUAUAUAGCGGUGCCGUAGUUGGAUAGUGCAGAUUUAAGCGGCGGUUUUAUUAUAAUAAGAUCCCCUAUAUUAUAAUAAGAUUUUUUGCAAAGGGGGCCAAAUUUUAAUGACUUUCAAAGUUACUUGGUCACUCUUUUCACAUUUUUCCAGGAUGGUACUAGCACUGGGGGGACCCAAUUAUAGCACUUAAACAUGGAAAAAAAAUCCUAUUUUCAUGAUAUGUCCUCUUUAAAAGUGCACACUGUUUGUGGGACUAACUGAUUUGGAUUGAAAAUAAAACUUGGCAAAAUAAUAAAAAAACAGAUAAGCACUUAAAAAGCAGUGUUAGGAUUAUUGUUAUGGCUUAUGGUACAUAAAGGAACAAUUUAACAUGUUUUUCUAAAGGAUAAAAAUGUGGAACAGCUUUCCCCACAUAUUUAAAGGGAUGCAGACAACUAUGAGGAUAACAAAACAUCAGCUUAAAAUGGCCUCUGGGGUGCAUGAGAUGAUUGACAGCUGUCAAACACAUUUUGCAUUAGAAGCUACAAAUGAACCGUUAUAACAAAAUAUUUAAUGCACAUGUACAACUUUAUGAAAAGGUCUUUGAAGGUUAAAUCCAGUGUUGACCAUUGCUAAAUAAGAAAUGAAAACCAUGUUGAAAUAAUAGUUAAUUUAUGAAUUUACAGUAUAGGAAUGUAAAGAUUUUUUGCAGAAAUUGUUUAUACCAAUUUCCUAAUAAUGUGAAUUUGUUAAAUAAGAUGGAGUUAUAUGAGAACAGAGAAUAUAGUGAGACUCUGGAAACAAGCUUAUUUUUAUCUCUUUAUGAAAUGUUUAUUUUUUUGUUACAUUGCACUUCAACACUGUAAUUUUAUUUAAAAUUAAACUUUAAUCUGUAUAUAAUGUGUUGUGUUUUCAGGGGUUUGAGGUGAAAUCGUUUCAUUGUUAGUUGUAUGGUAUUUACCAUGUAAUUGUUUUAGUCUGACGUGACAUGGGUUUAUCAUUGUACAUAUAUAUAUAUAGCGUCAGUCGGUCAUUGAGCUUAUUUGAGCUUCUGUUGUAUGUUUUAAGCUUCAUUUCUUGAUCAUGUCUUAAUGUCUAUUGCUUGUGUUGGGGAUGCCAAUGAAAAACCGUUGUGGUUUCAAAUAGCUCUUAUUAUUAUUCGUAUUUUGCUUUGUCAAAAUUUUACCUUUUUGAAAUUGUGUCCAUUUAUACGGUAUAUAUAAACUGAGAAACUUUAAGAUGAAUUUACAUUGUAUUUUGUACAUAAGAGUAAAUUUGAUGUCCUGCUGUAUGGCUAGUAGGGUGUACAGUAUGUUCGACCCCAAAUAGUUCCUUAUAUUUUUGCACAAGUGCAGCAGAAAAGUAGAUAUAUCAAAAACAAAUCAAGCUUUCCUUUAAAGGAAAAUGUAUGGGUAUAUAAUCAUACCACUGUAAAGUACUUACAGUUCGCACAUUAUAAAAUGCCGAAUGCCAAGAAGUCUGUACAGAUUUUAGCAUUUCAGUUGUUAUUUAAAGUUUAACAUCAUCAUGACUAAUCACAAUCAGUCUAAUUGACUUUAGUGACAGAUCUGGUUUGAUCUCGGCCCGGGGAUGUGCAGCCAGUUUAAGAUAUUUCUGGCACAGCCAGCGUCACAUCCACUAAGCUUCAGCAUCUACAGGUGCAGGACUAACAGGGCUCUUUGUUUCCUGCUAACAUGUGCUGACUUCUCUUUGCCCAUUAAAGACAGCUGUGACCAUAUAAAAACAUAAAGCACCUCUAGCAUUAAACUGAUUUUGAUAAACAA